Saccostrea cuccullata (small rock oyster) is the source of this 2547-nucleotide messenger RNA. RefSeq lists its product as uncharacterized. Lineage: Eukaryota; Metazoa; Mollusca; Bivalvia; Ostreida; Ostreidae. Bases 1 to 2547 code for a protein of 848 amino acids. Gene Ontology annotation, molecular function: nucleic acid binding; zinc ion binding. The record is from RefSeq and is a predicted model, not a curated record. The transcript has 3 exons.
AUGCCUAGGAAACAGGACUUGGAAUUGGAAUUUCAACUUUCUAAACAAAAACAGGAACAUGAAUUACGUUUAAAAACACUUGAAUUGGAACAUGAAAAAGAAAUUUUGGAAUUACGUGUUCAGCUAGAGAAGGCCAAUUCAACGCCAGGAGCACAUUCGACAGGAAUGCCAAAAAUUAAACUUCAACCAUUUAAUCAGGAAAAGGAUGACAUUUUGUGCUAUCUCUCUGAAUUUGAUGUGGUAGCUGAGCAUGCAGGUUGGACUGAGAACUCAAAAGCUUUACAGCUUAGGCGCCCAGCAGACUACUUUCAGUUCCUGGAGGAAAUUAAACGUAGACCAGGAGAAACUUACAGAGGAUUAAUGUCAAGAAUAGAUCUGUAUUUGAGUCGUUUCAUUGAUGAGAAAGAUCCCGUACAAAAGUUCCGAGAAGAGUAUUUCUUAAAGGCGUUAUCUCCUCAACAAGCCCAGUGGAUUAGACGGAAUAAGGGAAGUAGUGAGUUAGUUGAAGCUGCUGAGGAUUACAUUCUACCAACAAAAUCGGCCGAGGACAGAAAACUUCAAAAUCCUAAAGUGUUAGGUGAGAAGAAGAGCCAGGAACAGGGGAACUCCGGAAAACAGAAAAGUUUGGAAAAAGUGAAAUGUUUUAGCUGUGGGAACUUUGGACAUUAUGCAAACAAAUGCCCAAAGAAAGGUAAUCUAGCGUCGUGUUUCGUGAAAGGAGCAUUAUGGGGUUUACAUUAUGUUCCGGGGAAAGUGGAUGAUGUGGAAGUGUCAACGGUCAAGGACACUGGAGCAUCUAUGACGCUAUUGCGGGAGGAUCUUGUAGAUCCAAAAUGUGUUCUACAUGGACAAACUACUUCCUUGGUUACAGCUAUUGGACAGCCAUUCGAGGCUAAGUUAGCAGUGGUUAACCUGGAAACACCAAUGUUUAAGGGGCAUGUUCAGGUAGGUUUAGUACCUGAUCUGGUUGCAGAUGGUUUAUUGGGAAUAGAUGUUCUGGAGAGGAACAAAGUUGCAGCUGUGGUUACGAGAGCCAAAGCAAAAGAACAAGAACAAAAUGAAGUAAGUGCCAAAAAUCGCAUGAAUAAAUGUGAUGUCGUACCAAGGGACUUAAAUGUCGUGGUAACUAACGAUGAGGCUGGUGAAGUGAACCUUGAUUUACCGGAUAUUUCUUUGGAAAAGUUGAGCGUGGUUGAUGGAAAUAGAUUACUGGCAGCAACAGAAAAUGAAAUUGGAAUUGAACAGCAAUUUCCUAACGACACCACAGAAACCAUUUCAGAUCUUGUCUUUGGACAUGGGCUGACUCAAGUGCAGAGACAGAGUUUAAGGGAUGUUUGUCAGAAAUUUUCAAGAAUUUUCACAUCAAAGCCGGGAAAGUGUGAUGUUAUCUCACAUACAAUCAAAACAACGUCUGAGAAUCCAAUUACUCAGAGACCUUACAGGAUACCGGAAGCUAAGAAACAGGAAGUUAAGGAGUCUUUGAAUGAAAUGUUAGAACAAGGACUUAUUACACCAUCCAAAAGUCCGUGGGCCUCACCAAUUGUCCUUGUCAACAAGCCUGAUGGGACAAUUAGAAUAUGUGUUGAUUAUAGAAAAUUGAAUGAAAUAACUCUCACGGAUCCUUAUCCCAUUCCACGCAUGAGUGAUAUAUUUGAGAAAAUUGGAAGUGCAAAAUAUUUGAGUAGAUUUGAUCUAACAAAAGGCUACUGGCAAGUUCCUCUGGCAAAGGAAACACGCGAGAAAUCCGCCUUCAUCACCCCAUUUGGCCUUUUCGAGUUUACAGUGAUGCCGUUUGGUAUGAAGACGUCUCCAGCAUCAUUCAUAAGACUUAUGGAUCGUAUUUUAGAUGGAACUCAAAAUACUGUUGCGUACUUUGAUGACAUAAUUGUCUACAGUCAGACGUGGGAAGACCAUAUCAAACAUGUAACAGAGCUACUUCAGCGUAUUUAUGAGGCCAAUCUUACCAUCAGACCAUCAAAAUGUAAGUUGGGAGCAGCAGAAAUCAUCUGUUUAGGACACAUAGUUGGUGGAGGGACAAUUAGACCAGACCCUAGGAAAUUGAAGGCCAUGGAGGAUUUUCCACUUCCCUUGACAAAGAAGGAAUUAAGAUCAUUCUUGGGAUUAACUGGAUACUAUCGCCAGUAUAUAGGAAGUUAUGCGGACAUAACUGUACCACUGACUGAUCUACUGAGAAAAAGUCAACCCACAGAAUUAAAAUGGACGGAGAGGGAAGUGCAGUCAUUCAAGAAACUGAAGGAGGCCCUGAUGACAGCUCCUGUUUUGGUCAAUCCGAACUUCAAUUUACCGUUUGUACUACAAACAGAUGCGAGUAAUAACGCAAUUGGAGCUGUCCUGAGCCAACAGUUGCCAGAUGGUGAUCACCCAGUUGCUUACCUUAGUAAGAAGUUACUACCAAGGGAAAAGAACUAUUCAACGAUAGAGAAGGAAUUAUUAGCUAUCGUUUGGGCCAUUGGAUCGUUCUCUAAUUACUCUAAGCUACAGACUGCAGUGAUCUGUUUAUGUGAUAAGGUCUUGACUGCUCAUUAA